Messenger RNA from Heterotrigona itama, 1060 nucleotides. Lineage: Eukaryota; Metazoa; Arthropoda; Insecta; Hymenoptera; Apidae. The record is from the annotation of a GenBank genome assembly.
CUCAAAUUGUGGAUUACUCAAGUUACACUGACAUUAAUUAAAUAUUUACAAAUUUCGUCAGAUACUUUUGAGGAUAAAUAAAAAUCGGAUGAUGGAAAAUUUAUUUUCAGGGAUGAUGCAGCCAGAGCCAAGCAACGACGUAUCGACCAUUUACGUGGCGAAGUACAAUCGUUUCGUGGACAAUAUCUUGGGCAGAAUUAAUAAGAUCUUACGCAGCAAUUACGAUCCAGUGACGGUGAAGUUGAGCAACGCAAAUUCCAGGUUGAAGUCUAAUAAACAGAAGAGCAAGAACAAGACGAAGAAGAACAGCAGCAAGACUGCGACGAAGAAGAGCCAUUUCGGAAUAGUUUCGGUGACUACGGAGAAAAUUAUCCAAGAAGUUGUUUCUGAAAACACACAGAAAACGUUGGAAUCUGCUGAAAAUAUGACUGUGGCUGUUACGAAUGCCGAGAAGGAAGCAGCUCCAACUACUAUUGUCUCUGAAAUUGCAAGUAGAUCAAAUGUGGAAACAAAUACGAGAUCUACAAACAAGCGAGUAUCUAACUCAAAUAGCAAGAAAACAAAUAAAACUCGUGGUGGGACGAAGAAUAAAACGAAACAGACUAGCAGUAAUAAGAAUAAGACAAAGAAGAGCAAACCAAAGGCAAGAGCCACACUCUACGGACUGGCGAGUCUUCAAAGAUCAGGAGACGUAUCGGUGAACAUGAUGAGCGAUCACACCAUGAUCAAAACGAGAUUUACUCUCGGCCCUCUGAUACUGAAAGUCGAGAAAGAAUUUGGUAGGGCUGCGAAAAAGGAAUUGAGAAGCGCGACUGCUACUACUGCAGAAAUGUCGGGGAAGCUGAGUCUUCGAGUUCUUCAUGGUGGUGCAGCUACCCUAAAUUCCAUUCGCGUUUUGCAACCUAAACAGGUGCGUGUGGAGAGCGCUGACGAUCACGACAGAACGCGCGAAUUCGUCUGGAAGAGAUCAUCGCACAUCGCCCAUUUAGUCUCGGAGAAAUUAUCGUCGGCCACAAGGUCGAUGCUUCGACCUCCACCUGUUGCAGUCGUCGCUGCUUAA